AUGGAACCAAUCGACAAAAACAUCAAGAAAAUUGCCUUAAACUCAGCCGAACUCAUAUCAGAUCGAAAGAAGUAUUUCAAGCAGAAGAUGCAAGAUAUACCCACGAUCCGCGUCCUGUUGCUGGGCGACAAGGGCGUGGGCAAGACCAGCCUGACCAAUUUGGUGGCCAAAAGCCGGGACACACCGACAACCAAAUCCCGCACCGUCGGCGACACCACAUGGACCAUGCAAGUGCGCCUGCACGAGUAUCCGGCCCCCUUGGUACCCCUGCCGCCGUUUCCAAUAUUGAACGAAUUUUUGCGCAUGGGCGUCCCGCCGCCACCCCCUACGACCCUGUACUUUGUGGAGUUCUACGAUCCGACUACCGAGCUGCGCAUGCGCCGCGAAGAUCGCAUUAGCUUCUUCAAGAAGGUCGAUGGCAUCAUUUUGGUGCACAGCCUGAUGGACGUCAGUUCCCAGGACAGCUUGCACGACUGGCUGUACGAGCCACUGCGUCAGAUCGGAAAGCAUCGUCACGGCCGUUCGCGGCCCUUCCUGCCAGGCGAGCAUGUGCCGAUAAUGGUGGUGGGCACCAAGGUCGAUCUGGUCGACUACACACCCACCUAUCAUCCGGGCAGCAUCGCCUACCAGCUGAACGCCACGGAGAUACUUGUCAACUGCCGUGACCUGCAAAGCUUUGGGGAGAAGACCUGCAACCAGCUCAAGCUCCACCGCUUCCUCAACCGCGUCGUCGAGUUCCAGCUGCGCUUCCCCCUCUUGGAACCCUAA
Drosophila bipectinata is the source of this 768-nucleotide messenger RNA. NCBI's taxonomy places the organism in Eukaryota, Metazoa, Arthropoda, Insecta, Diptera, Drosophilidae. The record is from RefSeq and is a predicted model, not a curated record.